Molecule: messenger RNA, 839 nt
Organism: Salvia splendens (bonfire salvia)
Lineage: Eukaryota; Viridiplantae; Streptophyta; Magnoliopsida; Lamiales; Lamiaceae
Exons: 5
Coding region: 144-839 (231 amino acids)
Molecular function (GO): ADP binding
Source: RefSeq, a predicted model, not a curated record
GUCGCAUUGCUGAAGCGGCUUAUGAAGCUGAAGAUGUGAUCGAGUCGUAUAUCGUUGAUCAAAUUCAUACUCAAUUAAGAAAUGAAGAAGAAAACAUCAGCUACAUUCAAUUCUAUCAAGGUCUGUAGAAGGUGAUAGAAAACAUGGAUUCGAUCAAGAUUGAUAUUAAAGAGAAGAUGGUGGUAGUCCAAGAUAAACUGCACAUCGUAAAGUCUGUGAGCACUGCUGCUGGUGCAGGCUCGUCUAGAUCUGCUUCAACUACGCAUGAAGUUACAAUGGUUGGUUUUGAUGAAGUCUUGGAUCAAAUACUGGACAGGAUCACUGGAGGAGGACCCGCUCGCCAAAUUAUCCCGAUUGUUGGGAUGGGUGGAAUAGGCAAGACCACUCUUGCGCGAAAUAUCUAUAUAAUGGCAAUGCAAUUCGAAAUGAGGAACCGUUCGAAACCGACUUGCAAUUCCAGGAUAAUGUCAAUGCAAUUCAAGACGAUGAACUGCUCGAAGCUGACCUACAAAUCCAUGUUUGCUGGCAAGGAUAAGAAAGGACGUUCCAGUGUGUAUGCCACUGAUGGUUGUAAAAGCCUAAAGCCUUCUGAUUUUCAGAAGCAUCUUGAUUCUGCAGUUCAUGAAAAUUCGGUGAAGGCUAAAGCAAAAGGAAACCAGGAGGUUCCCCAGCUCAAUGAAAGCUCCUUGGAAUCUCUGAAUGCAAAGUCUGCUGCGCAAGAAGAGUCUUCACCCCCUUCACCAACUGUUUUAUCGGUUCUUCAAGAUUUGGUAAGGUGUGUGGAGAAGAUUUCUUCCUCCGUGGAAGCCAUAAGAGAUGUGGUUGUUAAAAAGGUGUAA